Messenger RNA from Anoplophora glabripennis (Asian longhorned beetle), 1821 nucleotides. RefSeq names its product proton-associated sugar transporter A (gene lovit). The transcript has 9 exons. NCBI's taxonomy places the organism in Eukaryota, Metazoa, Arthropoda, Insecta, Coleoptera, Cerambycidae. Gene Ontology annotation, molecular function: sucrose:proton symporter activity. Bases 1 to 1821 code for a protein of 606 amino acids. The record is from RefSeq and is a predicted model, not a curated record. Gene Ontology annotation, cellular component: membrane. Gene Ontology annotation, biological process: transmembrane transport.
AUGGCUGAAAAACUGCACGAAUAUCAAGGAAAUAUUGGAAGAUUACAUGAAUUUAGAAACGUAAUACGUGAAAAAUAUUCACAUUGGAAAGAAAAUAAACCCCAAACGAUACUCGAUUUUAUUAGAAAGCAAGUUGUUAAUGUGAAAUGUGAACAAGAUGAAAAUGAAGAUUUUUCUCAUAUAUACAGAAGAAAAACAAGAGGCGAACUCAUAAGAAUCUCUGCAGCUGUAAUGGGUAUUGAAUUUUCUUAUGCGGCUGAAACCGCUUUUGUAUCUCCCACCUUAUUGAAAAUUGGAAUUAGGCACAAACAGAUGACUCUGAUAUGGGCGCUCUCACCUCUUAUCGGAUUUUUCCUUACUCCUCUACUAGGAUCACUGAGUGAUCGUUGCCAGUUAAAAAUUGGAAGAAGACGACCAUUCAUUUGUAUAUUGUCUCUUGGAGUAUUAAUGGGUUUAAUAUUGGUUCCAAAUGGUGAAAGUUUGGGUUAUGCAUUAGGAGACAAAAAACUUUCAAAUACUUCAACGACUUCAAUGACUAGAUAUGACGCUGAACAAAUAGAAUACAAUGUCAAUCAUUAUAUUAAUAAUAAUAUUUCAAUUAAUGCAAAUGAAACAUCAUACAACUAUCAUCCGUGGGGCAUAGCUAUCACGAUAAUAGGAACAGUUCUACUCGAUUUUGAUGCUGACGCUUGCCAAAGUCCAGCAAGGGCAUAUCUUUUAGAAGUAACUGCACCAGAUGACCACGCACGUGGUUUGAGUACUUUUAGUAUAAUGGCAGGACUUGGUGGUUUUUUUGGAUAUGCUCUAGGUGGAAUAAAUUGGGAUGCCACAGUUCUAGGCAAUUUACUUGGUGGUCACGUGAGGGCCGUAUUUACUGUUAUUACAGUAUUAUUCGUCAUUUGUGUAAUAUAUACAGUAACGAGCUUUGCAGAAGUGCCAUUACUAAAGUUAAAUAGUGACACAAACUAUAACACGGAAAAUAGCACAACACACGAUCUUGAUUAUGGAACAAUUAAUAGAAAUGGGAAUGUAUUAAGUACCAAUACAAAAUAUUCAUCGUUAGAUGAAGAAACCGAGGACUUUAAUAAUAUGCCUCCUUUAGAAACAAAUACUUUGUCUGAUCUGGAUACCUCAAUGUUUUUAUAUCUAAAAAGUAUAGUCUAUAUGCCACACUCAAUAAGAAUACUGUGUAUAACAAAUUUAUUUUGUUGGAUGGCACACGUUUGCUAUUCUUUGUAUUUUACAGACUUUGUUGCAGAAGCAGUUUUCAAUGGCAGUCCAAUGGCAGCACCAGAUAGUCCUAGCAGAAAACUUUACGAAUCUGGCGUAAGGUUUGGAUGUUGGGGCAUGUCAAUGUAUUCUCUAUCAUGUGCCUGUUACUCUACGAAAAUAGAAAAAUGUAUUAAUACAUUUGGGUGCAAAAAGGUGUAUGUUGGUGGUCUUUUAACAUAUACAGUGGGAAUGUGUCUAAUGGCAAUUACGAAAAGCCAAUUUGGAGUUAUAUUUUUCAGUGGGACGGCGGGAGUUAUGUACUCAACACUAUUUACCAUGCCAUAUUUGAUUAUUGCGCAUUAUCACACAACUGGAACUUUUGAUGUUUCUAAAGAUGGAAUACCUAUAACAUCGAAUCAGAUAAGAGGUUUGGGCACAGACGUUGCGAUAAUAUCAAGUAUGGUAUUUUUGGCGCAGUUUCUUCUUUCAAUAUGCAUGGGCUCCAUUGUAAGUGCAGUGGGAACUACCACAGUAGUUGUAAGUGUCGCAAGCAUUUUAUCGUUACUGGGGGCUAUAUCUGCGUCUCAGAUAUUGUACUUAGAUCUUUAG